This is a messenger RNA of Syngnathus typhle (broad-nosed pipefish), 1408 nucleotides long. RefSeq names its product carbamoyl-phosphate synthase 1, mitochondrial (gene cps1). The record is from RefSeq and is a predicted model, not a curated record. Gene Ontology annotation, cellular component: cytoplasm. Gene Ontology annotation, biological process: L-glutamine metabolic process. Lineage: Eukaryota; Metazoa; Chordata; Actinopteri; Syngnathiformes; Syngnathidae.
AUGAGUGCGAUGUGGCAUACCCCUUUGGCAUUUCUGGCUGCCAAGUUAGCGUUUGAGAUCCCCUUACCUGAGGUGAAGAAUUAUAUAUCCAAAAAGACCACAGCCUGCUCUGAGCCCGGUUUAGACAACAUCGUCACCAAGAUCCCCCCCGUGUGGGACCUGGACCGCUUUCAAGGCAUGUCAAGUGAACCGGGCAGUGCGAUGAAGAGUGUUGAAGAGGUGAUGGAUAUCAGUCACUCAUUCACUUGCUGCGACGGCAACGUUGGCAUGCAGAACACCCUGAGGAUGUGCCAUCCAUCAGUGGAUGUAUUUGUGCCACGACUGCCUCUGGAAAAAAAGCUUGGACAAACACCUCACAAUUUGCAACAUGAGCUUUGAUUUAGCCUCAAUAAUUCAACCAUGGCGUCAAAUUGGAUAAAACAUGAUUAAGUCGCAUUAAGAUGCACAUCAUGACUUUUUUCAAUUCUCCAGUCCACCAUGUAUUAUUUGGAGCAUUACUUGAACAAGUAAUGAAUUUUAAGAUUCUAUUGAAGGAAAUGUGUUGGAUUUCUGCCCUUGCAAGAAGGAGAAUGAAUGAUGAAGUUGAUUAUGAUGAAUUAUAAAUGUCUCGCUGCUUCUGUUUCAUCUUUCUCCCCUUAAAGCCCUUCGUAGCGGUAUGAGUGUAGAUCUGAUCCAUCAGUUGACAGCCAUUGACAUUGACGUGCUUCCUGCAGCAACUCCAAAAGAUGGAGCAGCACCUUGUGAAUUACAAAAAGCUAACACAAAUUACCUGUAAAGUGUUUUAAGGCUUGAAAAUUGACCAAAUAUUUAGAAUCAUACUACACGUUUGGGUUUUCUAUUUUUGUUGGGGUUAUAAUAGAUGUUCUGCCUUCCAGCAUCGACAUGAAGAAUGCUUCUCAGAGUCCACUGUGAACUUAUUCCAACAUGGAUUUCCUUCUCUCACUCUUACUGUUUAAUAAUGGAUGUCUGGUUGUUGUACGGGCAGCCUUCCAUGUGUCAGCUUCUUGUAGUCUGCAUCGCCUUUGGGGUGGAAGCGAUUGAGAUGGACACAUUAUAGUGGGCUGCUGGCAGAUGGACGCCCAUCAGAGGCCCCCUUGGUCCACAGUAUCAUUAUCAUUAAAGAGAAAUAUUUUGACAAUAUAGGCAAGUUAUAGGACGAUGCCUGCCUGAAGCAUAUGUGUGAUUCAUAUAAAUUCAAAUUUACUUUCAUGAAACAUCAUCAUGCCAAGUUUAUGUCUUCAUCCUCUUGUGUAAUUUGUUGUGUUGAAGCCAGUUUACAGGGAAUAAGGCAAAUGAAGAUUAUUACCGGUACUUAUAUGUUUUCCUUUACUGGUGUCAGGUUUUUUUUUUUUGGCAUCCAGUGAAUGCUGUGAUUGAAGUGGAGUGUGAUUAAAGAUUUGUGUGUUCA